GUUAGGUGAUCUGGGGGUAAAGUGAUCUUUGCCUGCGUAUGGAUUACAGAUAAGUGCAAAACGGAGCGCGGUCUCGGGCAUUAGUUAUUUAUAUAUUCCCGUAAGGCGGCGGGGAUGGGAGAGAGACGCCACAGAGGCCAGCAUCGCCCGCUCUGAACCGGAGGAGUCACCGGCAGAUGAUGUCCCGACGUGAGAGCGCUUCCAGAGGAGACGAAGGAGGAUGAAGAAGGGGGGAGAGGGCUCGAGAGCGGCAGAGGUGGAAUAUAAUGAAGUUGAGUGGGAAAGGACUGUGCACCGUCUUCUCCAGCACCCUCCUCUUCGUGUGCGCCCUGAGCGAAGUUGUCGUUGGAUUAAGAUGCGUCUCGUUGGGAUCUACGGUGAGAGCGCACUUCCACCUCGGAGCCGCGGCCGGGGCUUUCUACUCCGGGCUCCUGGUGGGGGUCGGGCAGGUGCUGCUGGGCUCCGCGCUGAUCUGUUGCAUGGAGAAGCCCGGCUGCAGGAAUUUCUUUCUCCUCGGUGUUGUGGUGUUCUUGCUGGGGGUCCUCACCGCCUUCUCCGGCGCGGUGGUGGACGGAGACACGGCUUCCCUGGUGGAGAGGAAAUACACCCAUUACUGCUUCCACUCGGUGGUUGCGAACCCUGCCUGCGAGCAGCUGAGGGAGUACCAGCGCAGCCUGGUCGUCUCCACCGUCCUCAGCACCUUGGAGUGCCUCCUCGGGCUCAUCAACCUGCUGGUGAUCAAGAGGUACAAGACGGCGCAGUUCUCCAGGAGCCGCCAGUGUCAGAGGGAGCGCGGCGGGGCGAUGCUCUUCAGCGAGGAGCGGGACUGCUCGGUGGACUUCCAGCCGGUGUCUUACAUCAACCUGGGUGUUUUUAACGUGUUUGACGAGACAGGUGCAGAAGUGCAGUGCGGGGGACACCCGUCCAUCGAGCUGCCGGGAUACUCGCCCACGGACCCGGAGCUCAAUCAUUGCUUCCCUUUCUCUUACCCGCUCCCCAGCGAGCUGCCACCCGCAUACGAGGACAUUUUCCCCGCUGAGGCAUGCAACACAUAGCCGCUCUGGAGCGUGUUUCUCCUCCUCCGCUGUGACAAUCAAUUGAUUUUGUGCUUAAACUAUUCCCCUCUUCUUCUUCUUCUUCUUCUUCUUCUUCUCAUCCUCUUCUUCCUCCUCCUCCUCCUCCUCCAACAUCCCCGCACAAGAGCAGUAAGUUACAAAGUAGGAGAGCAGCAGUGGGUUUGAAUUCAGCUGAUUUCCUUCUCAUCCUGAUGUUUUUCUAACAUCUCACCUGGUAGUGUAGGCU
Molecule: messenger RNA, 1302 nt
Organism: Anoplopoma fimbria (sablefish)
Lineage: Eukaryota; Metazoa; Chordata; Actinopteri; Perciformes; Anoplopomatidae
Product: transmembrane protein 271-like
Exons: 1
Coding region: 267-1055 (262 amino acids)
Source: RefSeq, a predicted model, not a curated record